UGUGACCGCACAUCUUAUACACGUAUACGUAUAUUGCACACUCGUACAGGCCGCACGCUACCGGUCCAUUUCGUCCUGCUGGCUGAGUGAGAAAGGACUGAAUUUGCGACGUGCAGUGCUGAAGCCACUCGUGCAGCCUACGUGGUCGAUCCAGUGUUGCCCGUGUUCCCGCACUCCGAUUUAGGAGCAACGACGAGGCUCGAGGCGUUGUUUAGCCGUUGGUGCCUGAUCCGCAGACACUGGAAGCGUACCACUGGGAAGGGAUUGCGCGAGCACUCACGAUGGCGGCCGUAGAGGGUUAUCAAAAUCAGGCGCAAUGUGAGACGCAGAACAUGCAGGAGCAACAAAACGCUCAGGGCCAGCAGAACGCGCACCAGAAUGACAGUAACACAUCGGGGGCGCAGGAUCAGGAGAGGGGUUUUCAGCAGGACAGGCAACAACAGCAGCAUCAAGCCACGGCCGGUAUUCCCGGUAAGGACGACGAGCGCAAGCUCUUCGUUGGUGGACUGUCCCGCAACACCACCGACAAGGAAUUGCGCGAUCAUUUCGGCAAGUUCGGCGAGAUCGAGAGCAUCUCCUUGAAAACGGAUCCACACACAGGCCAGUCACGUGGUUUCGCCUUUAUGGUGUUCACGAAUCCCAAGACCAUCGAUAAGCUGCUCGCGUCUGGCGAGCAUUACAUCAACAAACGCAAGGUGGAUCCAAAGCGCGUUAGUAAAAAGUCGCAACACGGAAAGAUCUUCGUGGGUGGUCUCACGCCCGAGAUCACGGACGAGGAUAUCAAGAAUUAUUUCGGGCAAUAUGGCACGAUCGUCGAGCUGCAAGCGCCCUUUGACAAAGUCAAAAAUCAACGGAAGGGCUUCUGCUUCAUCACGUUCGACUCGAAGGAGGUUGUGUACAAGUUACUAAAGACGCCUAAGCAAACGAUAAACGGCAAGGAAGUGGACGUGAAGAAAGUAAAGGUUAAUCCGGAUCCGAGAGGCCAGGGCUUCUGGGCACCAGGCUACGGGUACGGUUAUAAUAGUUACGGAUAUAUUCCUGACUAUAAUGGCUACCACGGUGGCGGCGGCGGCUACGAUGACAUGUACGCGAAUUACGACUACGGAUAUGACGCCUACGAUAACAUGGGGUAUGGUCCGAAGCCACGAGGAAACGGUCCCGGACCGCGUCAAUUUCAGAGACAUCAACCGUACUAAGUGAGAGACGAGAGGGAGGUAUCUAACUGUCCUAUGUCCAACUCUAUCCAUCUAAAACAUCUGGUGAUAACACAGGAACGCAUAUAACGAGACUUAGACUCAAUCUUAUCCUAUGCUUUAUAUACAUUAUAUUUGUAAUGCUUAGUGUACGAGCGCGGUCGAUGACUGAGAGGAGCAGGGAAUUUUGCUCUAGAAUCCCUAGAGCUUGUAACGAGCUGCAACAAUUCGCUCGAAAUUUCGGAGCUUGAAACUUCUGUGUAUUCUGUGUAAAGAUUCUAAAAUCCGAUCAAAUCCGCCGUGUAUCUUGAUAAUUUGCGACAUCGAAUCGCUUGCGAUCAUGUUUUUCUCUCAGCAAAGUUGUCUUCAAAUGGUUGCACGAUCGGUUUUUUCUCGUGCGGAUGUACAUUUUUCAGAGGUAAAGAUUGAACUUUGCGAAACGCCACACUUUCUUCCACGAAGCUAAUGUCGAGAUAAUGUCGCAUCCAGUCUUUUAUCCAGUUUGAUAUACUUUACUCCACUUUCACAAGUUAGAAUUUGUGUGAACGGAAAUUAUUAAUGAUCAAUAAUAUGCGCGAUAUAUAUUCAUAAUUUAUUAUGAAGAAAAUUUUCAUUAUUAAUCUUGAAAAUAUGAUCGUUACGUGUCAUACAGCCUAUUUGUUCCUUAUUAAUGAUUUCCACUAUAUGUAUACCCAACAUACCCUAAUACUCUCUUAUUUUUUUUUAGAAAUUUAAGUUCAAUUAUUCAAGUAUUUUCUUGCUAUAUGUUUGGUGUUGCUCACGCUAUUAUACUAAAACCCAUUGGUAUACGGUUCGGCACGAUAAGAAAUUUUAAUUUUUCUAAUUCGGACGCGUUUCUAUAACGGAGAAAAAGGGAGAUAACGUUCAAGGACCAACGGUUCGUGUUACUAGACGAAAAUAUAUCUCUUCCUUCCAUAGUUCGAGCGCGAUUAACAGCGAGUUCGUGUACGGAGCUGAUCGGGAGGUUUGUUGUACAUAAAUUCACUUGGAUCUGCGAGUAGGCGAGUGGUCUUGAUUUCACUUUUCCCAAGUAAUGUAACCGUGGUCGGAUCUAAUCAUCGGACAAACUCGCGUGACUCGCUCCUACAGAUGCACACAUCUGCAGCAAUUUGUGUACAAUAGCCUUCAUCGUGUGUAUUAAACGCAGUCGACAAACCUGUCGUAAGUCAUAAGUGAGUCAAAUAAUAUCAUAUAUUAUCUCCGUCGCCUAACUGUUCAUAAUCUAGCGAUAAGCUCUGUAACUUAUGCAGAUCGUAAAAGGUCAUCACAGUUAUUUUGUACAUACAUGUAUAUAUUUAUGUAUGAAUACCAUGCGUAUACACAAUAUACAUACAUAUAUACAUGUGUGGUAUGGUAUCUGUAAGAAUAUAAUGUGAGUUAGAUAUAGGGAAAAAAAAAUUAAAAAAAAUAAAAAGAAAAUAGUAAAAAGAGAUAUAAUUAAAAUAUGAAUGUCCUGGGUACGUGAAAUGCACGCAAACGACGCGAACUAGCUGAGAGUACUGUUGCAACAGUACAGUCCGUAGUAACGAGGAAAGGAUAAAACGUCGCGGUAUAAUCGUAACUCUUACAAUACUUACGCAGUAUCGUAUCAAACUUACAAACAUCCUAAAUGUGUCAUAGGAACACGCGUAUAUUGCCAUAGUUAAUUUCUCCUUAAUAACGUGAGAUUGCUCGUGCAAGCCAUCUCGAGGCAAAGUUCUGUUACAUUGCAUGUCGUCUGUGUGCUCGGUCUGUCUGUAUAAAAGGAGAGGAAAGGAAAAUAUAUCCAAUGUGGAAAAUAAUGGCAUCUACCCAGCAUUGAUAGCGCGAUAAGGUGACAAGGAUACUCCUUAAACGAUCGGCGGAAUGUUUAAAGCGAACGCGACCAGAAGCGGUGAAACACGAUGUAGACUAUACUUUAACGUCUCUUUCGCGUUUCUUUAUCGAGCGGCAGUUGCCGUUUGUUCCAACGGAACAACUGCUGUUCGCAUCGCGAGAAAAGACUGUUAACAAAUGAUACAGGCUCUAGGAAGUCCCGACGAUUAAUAGAACUUGUGAUUUCGAUAACGAAAUUGAAAGAAAGAUGAAUAACAUAAUUGUAGAAAAUGUAUAGAUAAGACGCAACACGGGGCUACGUUUAGAUACAUCGAAAUUAUAUUGUACACAAGGCUGAAGAAGCUUUAAACAUUCAAAAAAAAGUUUUUUCUCAGACGUCGUAAAGGCAUCAACAGCUCGGCUUAACGCCCGCGGAGAUUGAUUUUCCGUUGGUUGGAAAACAUCUUUAAGCCAAGCUUAACUGAUGCCUUUGAAAUUAAAUCUGUAUACUAUGUAUACCAUAUUUGCUGCGUGCGAAAAUAUAUAUUGAAAACAAAAAAGAAAAGGGCAACAGGGAGUGAAAAAGA
This is a messenger RNA of Ooceraea biroi (clonal raider ant), 3595 nucleotides long. Its product is annotated as RNA-binding protein squid. Gene Ontology annotation, biological process: regulation of gene expression. Gene Ontology annotation, molecular function: RNA binding. The record is from RefSeq and is a predicted model, not a curated record. Gene Ontology annotation, cellular component: chromatin; nucleoplasm. Lineage: Eukaryota; Metazoa; Arthropoda; Insecta; Hymenoptera; Formicidae.